ACUGCCCAGUAGUAGUCCUCUCUUGUCAUUCCCGCCCCUACUCUCUUUCGAUCGAAUUCUAGGGUUUUGCGACUCAUUUGCCUGGCUAGGGUUUCAGAUCCAUUUCUCUCGCGCACGUCUAGGUUUCAAUCUGUCGACUUCCGAUCCGCUCAUCAAUGGCGUCUCUGGCAGUGCAAGCACCACGCGCAGGCCCGUCCAAGACAGAGAGCUACGUCGACAACAAGCGCAAGGAAGACAUCCGGCAGGCCAAUAUCGUCGCGGCCCGAGCAGUGGCCGACGCCGUCAGGACAAGCCUCGGUCCCAAGGGCAUGGACAAGAUGAUAUCCACCGCCUCCGGUGAGGUUAUAAUCACCAACGACGGCGCCACCAUCCUCAACAAAAUGGAAGUGCUCCAGCCGGCCGCCAAGAUGCUCGUCGAGCUGUCUAAGUCUCAGGAUAUUGUUGCCGGUGACGGCACCACCACCGUUGUCGUAAUCGCCGGAGCUUUCCUCAAGCAGUGCCUUUCUCUCCUCACCGCCGGCAUUCAUCCAACCAUCAUUUCCGACUCGCUUCACAAGGUCUCGCUUAAGUCUGUCGAUGUCCUCACCGCCAUGGCUGUCCCGGUCGAGCUCUCCGACCGCGAUUCGCUUAUCAAGUCCGCCAGCACUUCGCUUAACAGCAAGGUAGUCAGCCAGUACUCCACGCUCCUCGCGCCGCUUGCCGUUGAUGCCGUUCUAUUCGUUGUGGAUCCUGCAAAACCCGAUCUCGUCGAUCUGCGUGACGUCAAGAUUGUGAAGAAGCUCGGUGGGACUGUGGAUGACACUGAGCUCAUCAGGGGAUUGGUUUUUGACAAGAAGGUAAGUCACACUGCUGGUGGACCUACUCGUAUGGAAAAUGCCAAAAUUGCUGUCAUCCAAUUCCAAAUUUCUCCCCCUAAGACUGAUAUUGAACAAUCUAUUGUUGUUUCGGAUUAUUCCCAAAUGGAUCGGAUCUUGAAAGAGGAGAGAAAUUAUAUACUUGGCAUGAUUAAGAAGAUCAAGGCUACUGGGUGUAAUGUGUUGUUGAUUCAGAAAAGCAUUCUGAGGGAUGCUGUAACUGAUUUAUCGUUGCAUUAUCUUGCUAAGGCAAAGAUAAUGGUGAUUAAGGACGUUGAGCGUGAUGACAUUGAGUUCAUUACAAAGACUCUUAACUGCUUGCCUAUUGCUAACGUUGAGCAUUUCCGUGCUGAGAAAUUGGGUUAUGCUGAUCUGGUUGAGGAGGUUUCACUUGGAGAUGGGAAGAUAGUGAAGAUUACUGGGAUCAAGGAAAUGGGUCGAACCACAACUGUGCUUGUCAGAGGGUCAAAUCAGCUGGUCCUUGACGAGGCAGAAAGGAGCUUGCAUGAUGCUUUGUGUGUUGUAAGGUGUUUAGUGAACAAGAGGUUUCUGAUUGCUGGUGGCGGUGCUCCAGAGAUAGAGCUCUCUAGGCAGUUGGGUGCAUGGGCUAAGGUAUUGCAGGGUAUGGAGAGUUACUGUGUGAGGUCAUUUUCGGAGGCACUUGAAGUUAUUCCCUAUACGUUGGCCGAGAAUGCAGGUUUGAAUCCAAUUACUAUUGUAACUGAGCUUAGGAAUCGCCAUGCCCAGGGUGAGAUCAAUGCUGGAAUCAAUGUGAGGAAGGGGCAGAUCACUAACAUCUUGGAAGAAAAUGUGGUGCAGCCACUGCUAGUAAGCACUAGUGCAAUCACACUGGCAACAGAAUGUGUGAGGAUGAUUUUGAAGAUUGAUGACAUUGUUACAGUAAGGUAGAUUGAGGAGAAUUGUCAGGGUUGGAAGGAAAAACUUUUUCUCAUAUUAUCUUUUGGUGUCUGUGUGGUUUUAUUUGAGUUGUUUUCUCUUUCUGGUGUUGUUUAUGUCUAAUGAACCUUCCUGCAUUUGUUAAAGCCGAUUUUCCUUUGCCA
Messenger RNA from Diospyros lotus (date-plum), 1915 nucleotides. RefSeq names its product T-complex protein 1 subunit delta. Lineage: Eukaryota; Viridiplantae; Streptophyta; Magnoliopsida; Ericales; Ebenaceae. Gene Ontology annotation, cellular component: chaperonin-containing T-complex. Bases 156 to 1763 code for a protein of 535 amino acids. The record is from RefSeq and is a predicted model, not a curated record. The transcript has a single exon. Gene Ontology annotation, biological process: protein folding. Gene Ontology annotation, molecular function: ATP-dependent protein folding chaperone; ATP binding; ATP hydrolysis activity.